AUGGAACCAAGAUCCCAAAAUCUAGCCAUCAUUUAUAGGGUUUCAUAUAAGGUUAUGAACAUUGUUUGUCCCAAAGCUAAAGCAUUAGACAGUAAAUGUGAAACUACCUUAUUCCAAACCAAUCUUGAAAAGUCAAAUGUGGCCGUCCCAAAAAUGAUAAAGUGGAGUGAUAUAACUCUGCCAGAAAAAUGGAUCUUGGAUGAAGUAGCUCCAAAAAGGCCCCUUGAAAAUCAGGAGCCUACAUGGAUCUUGCAAUUUGCUGAUGGAGAGGUAGAAAUACAAUUUUCUAGUGCUAGAAGAACUAGGAUUGAUUUGGCACCCUUUAGAUCUAACAUAGAACCACACAGAUCGAGCACCUCCUCUGAUAGAGCUUAUGACCUAGAACUUGAAAGAAUGGUUCUAGCAGGACUUAGGAGAACUCAAGAACAAAUACAGAGGCCAGCCUAUAGGUUCGAACAAACCAUUCCAGACUUAGGUUUCAGAAGAAAUCCUCAUCAACCUGAACCAACAUUUUCAGAUGUAGAAUUUGAAAUAAAUAUGAUAAAAUCUUUUGAAAUAGAACACGAAAAGAUUAAAAGAGAUUAUUUGAGUAUUGAAAAUGUUGAUAAAAGAAUUUGGUUUGAAACAACUUUUAGGAAAGAUAGGCAAGACCAUCUCUGGAAAGCCCACACCGCUUUCAUAAAAUAA
Prunus armeniaca (apricot) is the source of this 687-nucleotide messenger RNA. NCBI's taxonomy places the organism in Eukaryota, Viridiplantae, Streptophyta, Magnoliopsida, Rosales, Rosaceae. The record is from the annotation of a GenBank genome assembly.